Caenorhabditis briggsae is the source of this 1875-nucleotide messenger RNA. The transcript has 8 exons. Gene Ontology annotation, molecular function: damaged DNA binding; 5'-3' DNA exonuclease activity; single-stranded telomeric DNA binding. Gene Ontology annotation, biological process: double-strand break repair via nonhomologous end joining; protection from non-homologous end joining at telomere; interstrand cross-link repair. NCBI's taxonomy places the organism in Eukaryota, Metazoa, Nematoda, Chromadorea, Rhabditida, Rhabditidae. The record is from RefSeq and is a predicted model, not a curated record. Bases 1 to 1875 code for a protein of 624 amino acids.
AUGUCAAAACUCUCUGAAGAUCGUCUAAAUCUUUGUGCGAAGUUCGACGAUGAUACCUAUUACACAAACUUUCAAAGCUAUUACAAUAUUGUCGCUCAAGUGCACUCAGUGGUUUUGACUGCCAGAAAUAUAUAUGUUUUGCGUGUUUGGAGAGGCUCAUCGUUUGGACCAGAGCAUUUAAAGGAAAAGCGAGAAGCUGGAAUGUUUCAUAUAAACGAAGAAAUGUUUGGAUCCUAUAUCGUUCCACCAGAUAAUCAAAUUUUGAAAGUUAUCGAACGAUUUGGAAAAUCGUAUUUAAUCGAGAUUGUUGUCUAUGAUAAUCAUAUUGAAACUGUGAAAACAUUGAAGUCCCUCGACUUUGUUGCAAUUAAAAAUGUCCAUGCUUUCACGAGAGGUGACUAUCUAACAAUGACUCUUCAUGGUGGAAAUGGUAGUUUUGAUCGUGGAAUUUGGGUCGUUCCCGAAACUUCUGAAAAUUCGAAUUUCCAAAAAAUGAGAGAAGCAUGCAAUGUGUUGUUGAUGAGUGUUCAAAACGACACCGAUGACGUUCAAGAAUUCGGAACACUUGGUUCUGAUGAAACAGGCUGUGAUGUGCCUGUUAUUUCUAGAAAUCCCGAAGAGAGACAAAUCGCAAAGGCUUGCAAUAAAAUUGUGAUUGGAGAUCAGAUUUCUGUUGAUUAUUUUGUAAAAUCCUCAAAAUGCAACUACCAUUUUUUGACCCAUGCACACGCUGAUCAUUGUCGCGGAAUCAGUGCAAAGUUUCCGAAUAAAGUGUAUUGCAGCAAGGAAACUGCCAAAAUUUUGCAUUUAGUCGUUGGGGAACCCCUUCCGGAAGACCUAAUUCAUCCUCUCGAACUCAAUAUCCCCUAUAAAUUCGAACAUUUACAAGUGACCGCAAUCGAUGCAAAUCAUUGUCCUGGAGCAGUGAUGUUCGUGUUUCAAGGACCGUUAAUUGAUGAAAUCGCGGGCGGUCCGGUUCUCUGUACCGGUGAUUUUCGUGCCGAAGCAUCGUAUAUGCGACAGUUUGAGAAUGAGAAGCUUAGUUGGGUCAAGGACAUCGAUUAUUCUAGAAUCUAUCUGGAUAAUACGUAUUUCUCAGUAGAUGUUGCUUUUACGUCAAGAGAGAUUUCAGAGCAAUUACUACAAAACGAGAUUAUGGAUCAUCCAGAUACUGAUAUCGUGCUACCACUACACCGUCUCGGCCGGGAACGUAUCAUUGAAAAUCUGUCUUCGAAAAUAUUUGAACCGGUUUUUGUGUAUCCGGAAAAAUUGGCUAUCGGCAAAGCGUUGGGAUUCUUUUACGAGUAUGGGAUUCCGAAUCAAAAACGAAAGAUCCAGGUGGUGAAAAGAAACGGGUGGAAGAUGCCGGAUGCCACAGAAAAGCCAAUAAUUGUCGUCGAGGUCACACAAGUCGAACAUUUAUAUGGAGCAACUUCUGAAUCCAAUUCUAACAUCAAAAUCCCAUACUCCGAUCACUCGUCGCGCGAAGAGAUUCUGAAAUUUUUGAAAUAUUUCAAAUUCAAAGAAAUCUACCCAACCUCCAAAUCAUACUCAAAAGCGGAAUUCAAGACUAUGAUGCAAGCUGGAAAAACGUUUACCGAGGAAAAUUUGGAAAAGCAACUUGAACUCCACACGUUCUUAGAAAAGUGUCCCGAAAAGUCUCCGAUUGCUGAGCCAAGGAUUCCAGGACGCGUUUAUCGAUCCGAUUUUGCGGAAAGCCAGUGUCCGUUUCCACGUGGCGUUGUGUGGCAAGACGAGCAUGAAGAGUGUAUGACUGGAGACCUGGAUGAGUGGGAGGAAGGACCACCGCAGACGAUUCACGAGGCUAUUGCUAGGAGUAGAAAGCUGAUAAGACCCCGGACCACUACAACUUGA